CGGUGGUGGUGUGUGUGUGCUGGGGGUGUGUGUGUGUGGGUUCCUAUAGCAUGUUUGAAUCACAAGCUGUCAGAACAGAUAAUGCCCUUCCAAAGGUUUCCUAGGUCAAAUCCUUGUUUGAACCAGUGGGGAAGAUGGGGAAGCUGAGGCUGGAGAGUAACAUGGAAUGACAGGGGCUUCGAUAACUAGAAUGGCUUAUUCUUGGGACCAUUAGAGCAGGCUUUGAACCUCCAGGAGCUAUGAAUCUUCCUGUGACACCUGUCCCCAGAAACAGGAUUUGAGGGACGGACUUAUUCCCUGUUGGUGGGUCCACAUGCCUCUUCCCUUCUCCUCCAGCACAUGUGCUUAUCUCUGCCUAUCUCUGUCCCUUGCCCUUAGAUGGGGGGGUGUCAAUUCACUUGUCCAUCAGUUUUUCCCCCACAUGCUUGUCAAACUCUAUGCAGACCAGGACAUGGCCAGGCCAUGGAUGGCAAGACUGUGAGAAUAGGACUCUUUUGUGUUUUCAGUGGCUCCUUGUCCAAAAUUCCUUUGGGGUAUUUGGCUUGAACGGAAACUACUCACAAUAAGGGAUUCCUCUGUGGUCUACAGAACCCUUCCCUGCCUGGAGGCUCCCCCUAAACCCCAAAAGGCUCACCCUAUGUUCUUAGCUGUGAACCGUAGGAAGAAACACCCCUUCUACCCCAGAACCCCUUUUCUCGCCCAGGACAAUAGAACAUUAUAAAGCAAUGAUUAACUUCACUCAAGGUUAGCAGUACACAGAGAUGAACUAAACCCAGAACCUGGGCUCUGGCAGUUCAUGAGUUCAUUAGACAUUUACUGAACAUCUACUAUUGGCCAGUCUUUAGUGCACCCCCAUAAAGACUUUUUGUAACCUAUCUCAGGAGCCCAGCUGGAUUGAGGGAGGGAAGGGGUGACCCUUGAGUUCAUUUUUAAGGACAGUCUCUAAACCUCUUGUAGUAUACAAGCUUGAUUGUGUGCAUGUGUUUAUAUGUCUACAUGUUGAGAAUGGAAUGGCAAUGCGAGAGAAGUCAAACCAAGUUCCCUUUGAGAGAAUCCAAGCUCUCACAUGCCAAGGUUUCCUCCCCUCCAGUCCCCCAACCCGUCUUCUGAGCUCGUUUGGCUGAUGGCUUCUCUGCAUGUUGUUGGUUCCUCUCUGGACAAGGAACCUGCUGGCUCCACCCUAAGGGUCACCUGUGUCAGGUCCAGGUGACAGCUGCUGGAGGAAAAAGGGACCGGGCUCAGGAUGUAAUUGUCUGGACUUUGCUCUGUCCUCAAGGCUCCUGCCCAAUCCCUGCACCCUGGGUGGACCUUGACCUCAGCUGGGUCAGUUGAGAAGCUCAGAACACCAUUCCAACAGCCGGCAUGCAGCCUAGCCCAGGAACAGACAGAAUCAGGGAGCUCUCUGGAAAGAGUCUUGACUUUUUUUCUCCUUGUGUUUGGAAACACAAAGAGUCCUUCCAGAGUCUCUAUUUGUCUUUUUGGAUGGCAGAACGGGAGAGCCUAAACCCAGAGGGGUUCAGGGACAGGACCUAGGUCCACCAAGAUGGCUUUCCUACAGUAGGAUGCCACAGCAAGGAAGCUGGGAAGGGGCUGGUUCAGGUGGACAGGAUUGUGUAUCACUGAAGUUGCUAUUGUUUACACACUUAAAAUCAUUUACUGAGUUCCCCCAUCCCUGCUUCCACCCGUGUGUGUGUGUGUGUGUGUCUGUGUGUGUGUUUGGGUUUGAGUGUGUAUAUGUGUAGGUAUGUGUGUAUCUAAAUGUGUAUAUGUGUGUGUAUGUGUGUAUCUGUGUGUACGAAAGUUUGUUUGUCUGAUGGUGUGUGUGUGUGUGUGUGUGUUUGCAUUUCUCACCAGGACCUUAGCUGAUUAGGAUACGUUGACUGACCAGUGAGCCUCAGGGAUCUCCCUGUCUCUGCCUCCCAGUUCUGGGAUUGUAAGUGGAGUGCACCACUCCCCUUGGCUUUUUCCGUGGGUCCUGGAGAUUGACCUGGGUCUUCAUGGCAAGUGCUUCAGAGACUGAGACAACCGUCUCCCCAGCCUCUUUCAGGAUUUUUUUCUGACUGUCUGGAGUCUGUUCUCAACUCCAUCUUUUGUAUUUGACAUCUCUGGCCUUGGCUUCCAUAUCUUUAUAAGAGUUAUUCAUACUCUAACAAUCACUAACAUGCCGCCCUCCCAAUAGGUUAAGAAGCUAGAGAUGAGUGCUCAGUGCCUGGCUGUACCAAGUGUCUUAAGGAAUGGUAGCCUUAGUCACUGUCAUGAGUGCCUUCCCUAAGUCCUACUUCCAAUGUACCGAUUGCUCAAGGUCAAACUGACUCAGAACCAACCAAAACAUUCUGAUUCCUUGUCUGUAGGGCCUUGUGAAGCAUCGGAGGGGUACCUAUCCUCUCAUAGAGGCAAUAAUAACCCAAAGACUAAUAAUAAUAAUCCAAAGACAUUCAAACUCAACCUACCAAGAGGCUUGGUACCCCUGGAGAAUGUCCUAAGUCAUCUAUCCGGCUUUCUGUCUGAGAGUCUUGCUUUUCCCCCUACAAUAGUUUAUAGCAUCUGUGAAGGAGGACAGAGAAUGGCACCUUUGGUUACUCAUAGACCCCUCUGAGUUUCAGUUUCCUAACCCACCAAUUAGGAACUGGGAUGAUGUCACAGCAUCCUGAUUCCGGUUAAUGAGGUAGCACAGCACGCACUACCCCGCCCCCCCAAAACUGUCGACCUAGUGUGCUUGAGAGGAAUUCCUAUGGUAAAGAGCACGCAGUUUCAUUCUUAUAGCCCCCACCUUCGGGAGAGAUGGCCCACAGAUGGCUUCAGCGUGGACAUCUUGAAACGGUAUCAGAAGGAUGCCCUUGCCCACAAGGCUGGUGUCCCUGACCAUGAGAGGAGUAGCUGGGCGUGUCUCGAAGCUCCUCUUGGCCACGUUCCACAUUUUACUGGUGGGAAAACCAAGGUUGGAGAAAGAAAAGACACUCAACUAAAGUCCCUAAGGAAAGAAAGGCCUCCUGAGACAUAUUUCCUGGGCCAGGGUCGAGUGGUCCUAGGAAUGUAGGAUGAAUGAUUGUAGGUAUGGCCUUCUGGAAUAGUCUGGUGUUCCUGGGACACAGUCCUAUCUCCUGCAGCGUGGAAUGACUGUGUCCAGAUUCAGGCCGAAGCUCCUUUGGGAGGAUUAGGUGGGGAGAAGUUCCCCCCAACUCUUUCUCCAAGGAAGGCAGUAGACCAGGUCAGACGCUAUGUGGCUCCUGGAGAAGGACACUCCACCUGGAGAAGAGCUGCCUGCCAUGACACAGUGAAGUGGCCUUCUCUGGGGGCUUUGCAUGCAGAGAGGCAGUUUGGGUAGGGCCUUGUGGAGGGGCUGUGACCCCCACAUGCCACUGUGGUUAGCACAUCAUUUCCCUGGCUUACAGUCUUUAUGUUGUGACUUUCUGGACUUCAGGAACUGUCUGGGUGUCUGACAGGGAGAGGAGGCUGCUCACUGCCCUUCAGCCUCUCUACUCAUUGUGCAUGGGCGACUGGAGCCCCAGCGCCUCACUGUGUUGUAGAUCCUGAGAGAAGAACUGAAAUUCCGGGGGGAAUUCUAGUUCUGUUAGGAUGUUUGCUGUGAUGCUAUGAACUCAGCUUCUGCUGGAUCCCCUCACUGAAGGGUGAGCCUUCAGUGCCCCCAGCCGGCCUGAGCUGACUUUGAAUUUCUGCUGUUUCUUCUCAGCCCAGCUGGUCCCUUCAUGCAGGGGUGGGCCUGCUUGGAGGGUUUGAAUCCAUUCAGGCCUCAGAAUUCUUGGGUUUUCUGACUUGGAUAGUUUCCCUCUUUGCCUGCUCCCUCAAAGUGCCAAGGCUACACGGCGUGUUCUAUACCACCCACAGGUUCCACAUACCCACUUCCAGUAUUCCUGGGACCUUUGGUUCCUAUGUCCUUGAGGUAUCUUGGCAGCCACAUCCUGAAUAGUUAUAUGUCCUGUGUAUGGCAUCCCCAGAGUGUCAUGUGUGGCCUUGUGCGUCUCCAGUAGUUCCAGCUCCAGAGUAAGGCUGUUCCUUACUCCCCAGCAGUCCCUUCCAACUGAAAAAUCCCAUGUUCCAUGGGGCUUAGAAGGGCUCCUGGGGCCCAGUUUUCAUCGCAGAACCAUGAAGACUUCAGGAUUCACCCCUCUUUUUUACAAGCGGAAUUGUAUUGCCUGAGUCCUACUCAGCUGAAUCUAAGGCAGGAUGGAGUAAGCAGAAUGAGCUCCCUGGAGGGGAUGGCUUUCUUUUGGCCCCAAAUUUCUAAGUUAGGUUCUAUCGAUGUGAUAAAACACCAGGGCCAAAGCAACCCGAGGAAGAAAGGGUCUAUUUCCUCUUACAGCUUGUAGUCCAGGAAAUACAGGGCAAGAACCCGGUGCAGCACCCUGGAGGCUGACACUGACGAAGAGUCCAUGGAGGACUGCUGUGUACUGGCUUGCUCUUCAGGGCUUGCUUAGCCUGCUUUCUGAGCACACCCAGGACCACCAGCCCAGUGAGAGCCCCACCCAGAACCAGCUGCGUCCCUCCCCCUUCAAUCACUAAUUAAGAAAAUGCGCUACAGACGUGUUUACAAGUUGAUCUUCUGGAGGUAUUUCCUCAAUGGACUGCCCCUCUUCCCAAAUGGCUCUAGCUUGGGUCAAGUUGUCAUAAGACUAGGCAGAGCACUGGGCCUUCUUCCAUUCUUUGCCAUCUGGGCAGCCAGAAGACAUCAGGCUGGAUGGGGAAGUAGCACACUCUGGUCAGUCGUGGGAUGUGGAAGUGGCUAGGGAGGCAGAUUGUUGGGACACAGGGGGAAGAAAGUGGCUGGCAUUUGCUGAGCAAGCAGGAUCCUGUACUGGGUGCUUUUGGAGGGUGGUUUUUGUCUUUCAGGCUCUUCCUGUCACAUUCAUUGACAGCUGGAGGUGGGGGCAGUAUGGAUGUGAGAAAUGUGUCCUCUCUAGCCAGCCUCCUGCUGGCACUUGCUUGAGUCCAGCAUGUCCCUGACUCCCCACAGCCGUCUGUCUAGGCCCAUUCCACCCAAACACUUGUCUGCCCCAAAGCGCUCUCUGUAAGAAGCCCUGGGUUUGGAAUCAGAACUUUUGGUGUUGCUUCCUCCUGUGGCAUUCCUUGCACCUGUUAGGAACAACAGACAGGAGGCCCUACCCUUGUCAAGUGCUAUGCAGUGUCACCAUGUCGGACAGCAUAGAGAGUAUUAUUACCACAUGCAUCAGUAAUAACAUCAGCCCAAACCAGGCCAACCCUUCAUUUACCCACUCUGUCUAAACCAGAAGGAUAGGCCACUAGCUGGGCUGGAACUGGAACCUAGGUAUCCCAACCAUGCAGCAUGUGGCUGUCCCUACAUAAGCCCUCCACUGGAGUGAGUAAGGAUCAGGUAUAGGGCCAUCUAUGGCUGUCAACAGGGUCUCCACCCUGCUUGGGAUUUCUGCUUUGUCUCACAGAGGUCUGGGUCCUAAGCCCCUGACCCUGCUCUCUAGAGUUGUUGGGUCUGGGGUAUUCAUUCACUGUGCUGUCAGGGUUAUUGUUGUUCCUUGAUCAUGGCCUGCUUGUGGCUGCCAUUCUCUAGCAAGACACUUUUCAGUGCAUAUGGGGCUGUCUUGUAUUUUGCCAGUUGUCACUUAAUAGAGCCAGGGCCCCCAGAAACCGUUGCCACCCUCUGAAACUCUUUACCCACGUGCCUGGCCUAUUUGGCCACAAAAUGUUGCUUUGUCCUAGACCACAGUUCGGAUUUGCUGCUGCAGUGUCAGGUGACACGAGCCCUCCCAGAACCCACAGAUCCAGAGAUGAUGAAGAGGAACCCUCUCACCCUCCCUCCUUCUCCCCACUCUCCAGGACUUGUAGCCACUGUGCUCAGACAGCAUAGAACCCUCUCAGCACCUCCUUCUCUACAACCUUCCUUCCCCAACAUCACAAGAGCCUUGAGUUGUGAUUGGCUGGCAGAAGCCUUAGCAGGAGGAUGGACCUCGAGUGAAGCAGAAGGGCUGUGAGUGGGUGGCCAGCGCAGGAACAUUAGUGACUCUUGGCUCACUGAGGCUGGGCCACGUUCAUGGCUCUCGGGUAGGACCCAGCGAAACGGCCAGAAUGAAUUCUAUGGACAGGCACAUCCAGCAGACCAAUGACCGUCUGCAGUGCAUCAAGCAGCACUUACAGAACCCCGCCAACUUCCACAAUGCUGCUACAGAGCUGCUGGAUUGGUGUGGAGACCCUCGAGCCUUUCAGCGGCCCUUUGAGCAGAGCCUCAUGGGCUGCCUGACGGUUGUCAGCCGUGUGGCUGCCCAGCAAGGGUUUGACCUGGACCUGGGCUACAGACUCUUGGCCGUGUGUGCUGCAAAUCGAGACAAGUUCACCCCCAAGUCUGCUGCCCUGCUGUCCUCCUGGUGUGAAGAACUUGGCCGCCUGCUGCUGCUUCGACAUCAGAAGAGCCGCCAGAACGACCCCCCUGGGAAACUCCCCAUGCAGCCCCCCCUCAACUCCAUGAGCUCCAUGAAACCCACUCUGUCGCACAGUGAUGGGUCAUUUCCUUAUGACUCUGUCCCUUGGCAGCAGAACACCAAUCAGCCUCCUGGCUCCCUCUCCGUGGUCACCACGGUGUGGGGAGUGACCAACACUUCCCAGAGUCAGGUUCUCGGGAACCCUAUGGCCAAUGCCAGCAACCCUAUGAAUCCAGGUGGCAACCCCAUGGCAUCGGGCAUGAGCACCAGCAACCCCGGCCUCAACUCCCCACAAUUUGCAGGGCAACAGCAACAGUUCUCCACCAAAGCUGGCCCUGCACAGCCCUAUAUCCAGCCCAACAUGUACGGCCGGCCCGGCUACCCUGGUAGCGGGGGCUUCGGAGCCAGCUACCCUGGGGGUCCUAGUGCCCCUGCAGGCAUGGGCAUCCCUCCACAUACCCGGCCUCCUGCUGACUUCACCCAGCCAGCUGCUGCUGCUGCAGCAGCUGCAGUAGCAGCAGCAGCCGCCACAGCCACAGCCACAGCCACAGCUACAGUGGCAGCCUUGCAAGAGACACAGAAUAAGGAUAUAAACCAGUAUGGACCGAUGGGUCCCACCCAGGCGUAUAACAGCCAAUUCAUGAACCAACCCGGGCCUCGGGGGCCUGCCUCCAUGGGGGGCAGCAUGAACCCUGCCAGCAUGGCAGCUGGCAUGACACCCUCGGGCAUGAGCGGCCCUCCCAUGGGCAUGAACCAGCCCCGACCGCCUGGCAUCAGCCCCUUUGGCACACACGGGCAAAGGAUGCCCCAGCAGACCUACCCAGGCCCCCGACCCCAGUCCCUUCCUAUUCAGAGCAUAAAGAGGUCAUACCCGGGAGAGCCCAACUAUGGAAACCAGCAAUAUGGACCAAACAGCCAGUUCCCCACCCAGCCAGGCCAGUACCCCACCCCUAAUCCCCCAAGGCCACUCACAUCUCCCAACUACCCCGGACAAAGGAUGCCGAGCCAACCCAGCACUGGGCAGUACCCACCCCCCACAGUCAACAUGGGGCAGUAUUACAAGCCAGAACAGUUUAACGGACAGAACAACACUUUCUCCUCUGGAAGCAGCUACAGCAGCUACAGCCAAGGGAGCGUCAACAGGCCUCCUAGGCCGGUUCCUGUGGCAAAUUACCCCCACUCGCCCGUUCCAGGGAACCCCACACCCCCCAUGACUCCCGGGAGCAGCAUACCUCCCUAUCUGUCCCCCAGCCAAGAUGUCAAGCCACCUUUCCCACCUGAUAUCAAGCCAAAUAUGAGCGCUCUGCCACCACCCCCAGCCAACCACAAUGAUGAGCUACGGCUCACAUUCCCCGUGCGGGAUGGCGUGGUUCUGGAGCCCUUCCGCCUGGAGCACAACCUGGCUGUCAGCAACCACGUGUUCCACCUGCGGCCCACGGUUCACCAGACGCUGAUGUGGAGGUCAGACCUGGAGCUGCAGUUCAAGUGCUACCAUCAUGAGGAUCGGCAGAUGAACACCAACUGGCCAGCUUCAGUGCAGGUCAGCGUCAACGCCACACCCCUCACAAUCGAGCGGGGGGACAACAAGACCUCCCACAAGCCCCUGCACCUCAAGCAUGUAUGCCAGCCUGGCCGGAACACCAUCCAGAUCACCGUUACCGCCUGCUGCUGUUCCCACCUCUUCGUGCUGCAGCUGGUCCACAGACCCUCUGUGCGCUCUGUGCUGCAGGGCCUCCUCAAGAAGCGCCUAUUGCCCGCUGAGCACUGCAUUACAAAAAUCAAGCGGAAUUUCAGCAGUGUGGCCGCCUCCUCGGGCAACACAACCCUCAACGGUGAGGAUGGCGUGGAGCAGACAGCCAUCAAGGUGUCUCUGAAGUGCCCCAUCACAUUCCGGCGCAUACAGUUGCCUGCUCGAGGCCACGACUGCAAGCAUGUGCAGUGCUUUGACCUGGAGUCAUACCUCCAACUGAAUUGUGAGCGAGGGACCUGGCGGUGUCCCGUGUGCAAUAAAACUGCUCUGCUCGAGGGUCUGGAGGUGGAUCAGUACAUGUGGGGGAUCCUGAAUGCCAUCCAACACUCCGAGUUUGAAGAGGUCACCAUCGACCCCACUUGCAGCUGGCGGCCAGUACCCAUCAAGUCAGACCUCCAUAUCAAGGAUGACCCUGAUGGCAUCCCCUCAAAGCGGUUCAAAACCAUGAGCCCCAGCCAGAUGAUCAUGCCCAAUGUCAUGGAGAUGAUCGCCGCUCUGGGCCCUGGCCCAUCUCCCUACCCCCUCCCACCUCCUCCUGGGGGCACCAGCUCCAACGACUACAGCAGCCAAGGAAGCAACUACCAGGGUCAUGGCAACUUUGACUUUCCCCAUGGGAAUCCCGGAGGGACAUCCAUGAACGACUUCAUGCAUGGUCCCCCCCAGCUCUCCCACCCACCGGACAUGCCCAACAACAUGGCCGCCCUCGAGAAACCCCUCAGUCACCCCAUGCAGGAAACUAUGCCCCACGCUGGCAGUUCUGACCAGCCCCAUCCCUCCAUACAACAAGGUUUGCACGUACCACACCCCAGCAGCCAGGCAGGGCCUCCAUUACAUCACAGUGGGGCUCCUCCUCCUUCCCAGCCUCCCCGGCAGCCACCACAGGCCGCUCCCAGCAACCAUCCACACAGCGACCUGACCUUUAACCCCUCCUCAGCCUUAGAGGGUCAGGCCGGAGCACAGGGAGCAUCCGACAUGCCGGAACCUUCACUGGAUCUACUGCCGGAACUCACAAAUCCCGAUGAGCUCCUCUCCUACCUGGAUCCCCCCGACCUUCCAAGCAAUAGCAACGAUGACCUCCUGUCUCUCUUUGAGAACAACUGAAGGCCACUCUCCACUGGGGCCAACCCUCCCCACUCUGCCUCCUAUCCCAUCUGUCCCACACACUCUUCCUCCCAGGAGCCCAUGCUCAGGCCUCCCACACCAGGACCUCAGGCUGAGAGCUGAGCAGAGCACACUAGGCAGGGAAAGCCAUGUGAGUCUACAGUCCUGUUUGCCUGAAUGUUCCGGGACCUGUGCCUAGAGCAAGCCUGAAGACGGCCCCUGGAAGACAAAAACCCAAGCAGAGGGAAUCCAGGCCCAGCAAGAGACAUGCCAAUGUUGAGUAUAGGUCCCUCCAUGUGUGCUGACUCCAGACGACCGACCUUCCAGUGUCCCAAAGUUCUUCCAUGUUUUUAAACCUUAUCCCAGCCUCCUGGCCCAGAGCCUCCUUCAAAUGACUGGAACCUGAGAGGAACACUCCGGCCCCCAGGCCAGGAUAGUAGACAAGCCUUGGAGGAAUGGUGACAGUUUGCAGCAGCGAGGAAGGACGGACACACUCACACAUACACACACACACACACACACACACACACACACACACACGCAUCACAGAAAAGCACAACCCUCUGGGAAGGAGAACAUCCCUCAGAGCCAGGGGUCGUGGCUUUGGCCUCUGACUUCUAAGCCCUGUAAACACUCUCUCAGCAGAACAAGGACAAAGUGCUACAUCUGAGAGAGCUUGCCACACCUGUGUAGGGACUGGCAGGAAACAGGUCAGGGCCUUCUCCGGAGCCAAGACAAUGCAGGGGAGGGCUGCUCAACUAAGACCAGGGCCAUGCCUUGUGGGGAGCAGAGAACACAUGCACAAUUGUGCACCACACCAAAAUGUGCCCUCCAUUAGGGGCCAGGGGACAAUGCCAGCCAGAGCCCAACAGAGGCAGCCAAAGCCUUGCAGCUUUGCCCCAAGCCACUCCCUGCUUUAAAUGACCACAGUAGGAAGCUCUGAAGUCACAGAAGGAAAGGAAUACUGCAUCUGGACAGCAAGCAAACCAUCGCCCCACCCACCCCACCCCCAUGUUCUCUUUCCUUCCUCCUGCCUAUACUUCCUUCUCCAAGACUAUUCCAUAGGACCCACUUCCCUCUGGGUUCUACUUCUUUCCCCAGACAGCUGUAGGGCACAUGGCAGGGAAGCAGCAUGGGCCCCCCGGGGAAUCUGGACUCCACAGCAAAAGUUCAGGGCAGCCAUGUCUUUCCAAGCCUCUAAAACUAGUCCUGCAGGUUCUCUGCUCAAGGCUGGCUGUCUCCAGCCCAGACCCUUGCUGGGUGCACCAGGAUACCUUGGCAGGCAUAUUGUGACAUUUGUGUAGCUGCCUGUCAUUCCCCAUAUUUUUCCCUCCACCCAGAGCUCGCUCCACACUUCUGCUCACCCAGCAAGUGCAGCCUCUGGUCCUCUGCUUUUUCCACUCCAUCCAGCUUAGAGUCCCCGGCUGGCUUGUCACUCACCUGCUUUGUGCCAGGCUGGUCUGUGUCCCCCUGAGCCUCAUGGCCUACGGUGAUCCCUACAGUGAUGCCAGGUUGUCCGCUCACAUGAAUCCCAUCUGUAAAUUCUUUGCUCCCUUCUCCGAUGCUGCCACCCAGGGCCCUCUCCUGCCUCCUGUCCGCUGCCAGCAUCCUCAUUCGUCAUCGGUCAUUAGCCUCCCUCUGUGCUCCCUGGCACUCUUAAUAUAGAUUGAACCAGAAAGGUGACCCCUAACUGUUGACUUUCUGCCACCCUAAAAAAAAAAAAAAAAACGGCACAAAGAAAGCUGCCAUCACCCCUCCCCUCUUCUUCCUUUGUCCUGUUAAGGUUUUUUCAAGCAGUGUGUUCAGUAUGCAAAUCAAUUAUUUUAAGAAUCGCUUUUGUAAAUAUCUUUGUGAAUAUUUUAGUAUUGUCUUUGAUAAUAUUCAACAUUUUCAUGACCUGGUUAUAGCCUUUGCUGGUGUUUUUAAAAUAUCUUGACUCAGUGACAAAACCCGAGUCCUUUUUUAAAAAAACAAAAACAAAAACAAACAACAAAAACACACACACACAAAAAAAAACCAACCAGGGCUAUUUGUACAGAUGAGAGAGGAGCAGAAGAGUCGGCCAUGCUCAAGUUGGGAGACCAGGCAACCUACUAUUGAGAGCCACUCUCAGUCAGCUGACAGGGACAACACUACACAAGGUACCAUGUGGCUGUCCCUACCCAGUGCCUGUGUCCUGGCCCAAGGCCGUGCUCUUGUUGGACUAUACGGACGGACUGUUCAGCUUCAGACUGACAAACGCCUUUCUCACAAGUUCCUGCUUCUUGCCGCGAUACUGUGCCCCAGAACAGCCUGGGGUCCCUGCUAGUUCUUGUCAAGGCAUGCCCAGGUUUUCCACAGCUUUCCAAAGCAAAAGGCCUAGACACUCCCCGUAGCCCCAGCCUCUCUGUCAUCAGUUCACACCUGAGGCUGAUUUCCUAAGACUCUCUCCUAGGCAAGUGCCCCACCAGCAAGUUCACCACACAGCCUGAAGCCCACACUCCGGGAGCAUCUCCUUCCAGAGAAAUGUCGGAGCUCACCCAGGGUUUGAGAGAGGUACAAAGACAUCUGGGGCUGGAGCCAUGCCUUGGUAGUGACAGAUGCAGGUGAAGGUGAUAUCUAUUAGCAGAGGCAGGCUUAGACUCUGGAAAGAUCCUCAGUCCUUUCUGACAACAACUUGGAGCCAUAGUAACCUCAGAAAUGAGGUCUCAGCAAGCCACUUUACCACAAGGAGCAACCCACCCAUAGGCAUGUACCAGCCACCACUCAGCUAACCAGGCUGGGAGUCCAUGGGCAGAUGGGGAAGGCCCCGCACAGGCGAUCACCCUCAUCUUCUUGGUUUGAAGCUUUAUUCAUGUCUCAUGUAUCCUGUAGCCAUUUUAUUUUUUAAAAGAUUCCUAAUACUUUCUCCCUAACGGAAGCCCUAAACCCCAGAGAGCUACAGGUCUGCUCCCAAUGGGCCCUUGGGCCUGACCGAUCCAGAGGCAGUGUGAGCAGCGGCAGCGACUCAAGGGACGCGUGUACAUAUGUAAAUGAGAGAUAGACAUGUCAACAAGAUACAUUCAUUUCUCCCGGAAUGUGUAAUGUUUUUUUAUUUUACGAAACAGAAACAACAAAAGGCUUGGAACUCCUACGUGGAAUACUAGAUCCUGUUUGUUAGCCUUCGUGACUCCGUCCUUGUCUCCUGUAAUAUACUGACCCGUGUGCAGAGGCAUUUUCGUUCCCCUUUGUCUUUAUUUCUACCUACACGUACUAUUUACCUUCCGUGUCCUAGCCCUGCCACCUGUGUAUUUUUGGGGUGCUAUGGAAACAAUGAAGAGAAACGGGGGUUUCAGAAGAAAAUUGUAACCAAAUUCAUAUGCUUUGUAUAAGUUUUUGAUAUCAUGAUCACAGGUGAUUCACACGCAUACACAUCCACACCCACACGUGCAGCCUGAAGUGAUGUCCAUGGAACCCAUCGUCUUUGUACAGCGUAUGUACAUGGCAAUCAUUUCAUACUUUUGACUGGUCAGAAAAAAAAAACUAAUUGUGAUUUCUAGUCUUGCAAAGCUGUAUGUAGUUAGAUGAUGUGACCUCUAAUAUUUAUCUAAUAAAUAUGUAUUCAGAUGAAACCUGUA
This is a messenger RNA of Rattus norvegicus (Norway rat), 12854 nucleotides long. NCBI's taxonomy places the organism in Eukaryota, Metazoa, Chordata, Mammalia, Rodentia, Muridae. The record is from RefSeq and is a predicted model, not a curated record.